Scylla paramamosain (green mud crab) is the source of this 1129-nucleotide messenger RNA. RefSeq lists its product as uncharacterized. The record is from RefSeq and is a predicted model, not a curated record. The transcript has 3 exons. Lineage: Eukaryota; Metazoa; Arthropoda; Malacostraca; Decapoda; Portunidae. Bases 143 to 1009 code for a protein of 288 amino acids. Gene Ontology annotation, cellular component: extracellular matrix.
GACUCCCAUGCUAAGCAGGCUGUCUUUCACUCCCGGCCCUGCUCUGUCCGCGUCCUGUAUGGAAGACACGCGUCAACACCGGGUACUUAAACGCGAGUCGUCCUGGCCAGUGCACCAGUGAGGCCUGGGCAUCUGGAGCAUCAUGUCUCACCUCAAGGUUGUCGCCGUCCUCGCUCUCGCGGCAGCCGCCCUCGGCCGCCCGGAGCACGCCCCCCACCCAUCACCUUACGGUCCUCCCCCAUCACCCACCUACGCUCCACCCCCACCCCCACCCCCACCCCCACCACCUAGCUAUACUCCACCCCCACCCCCACCCCCACCACCUAGCUAUACUCCUCCCCCACCCCCACCUCCACCAUCCACCUACGCUCCACCUCCCCCACCCCCACCACCGACCUAUGCUCCACCCCCUCCCCCAUCAUAUACCUACGCUCCCCCAGCUGAGCCAACAGAGAAACCUGUCUACGACUUCGACUGGGCCGUGAAGGACGACACCGCUGGCCUUGACUUCGGCCAGAAUGAACACCGCGACGGCGACAACACAGAUGGCAGCUACCACGUGCUGCUUCCCGACGGCCGCGUGCAAAAGGUCACCUACAAGGCAGACAAGGAAGGCGGCUUGAUGGCAACAGUGGAGUACGAGGGAGAGAUCAAGCAGGAGCAUCAGGGUUACGGCACGCCCCCAGUAACCUACGCUCCUCCUCCUCCUCCACCACCCCCACCAUCCACCUACGCUCCUCCACCUCCCCCAUCCACCUAUGCUCCCCCACCUCCCCCACCUCCCCCACCCACCUAUGCUCCCCCACCUCCCCCACCUCCCCCAUCCACCUAUGCUCCCCCACCUCCCCCACCUCCCCCACCCACCUAUACUCCCCCACCUCCCCCACCUCCCCCAUCCACCUAUGCUCCCCCACCUCCCCCACCUCCCCCACCCACCUAUGCUCCCCCACCUCCCCCACCUCCCCCAACCUACGCUCCCCCUCCCAUAGCAUACGGCCAUCACGGCUAAGCGCUCCCUCCACUCCCUAACUCCAUAGCCACAAUCUUUCCGUCUCCAUCUUCCCGGUUCUCGAAAUUUCAGUACAUCUUAUGUGUCUGUUUAUGAUUGUCAAGUAAACGAGCAGCUAAC